AUGGCAGCCCUAGAUGCUGAGACUUCUACGGUAUUGGAAGGUCUCCAUCGCCUAGCUGUCUCCUUGAAGGAGUUGGAGAGUCGUGCCUCCGCAAAGCUGGGCCAUUAUCAAGACAUCCCCAAUGACAUUCAGCAAUCCUAUGAAUACAUGCAACAAGGAGCCAGUUUGGUCCAUGCAACAUCCACCAAGUACACAUUGGUGGGAAAACUGUCACCCAAGGAUGCUGCCAAGGUCGCACAGGAUCUGUUGAAGGGUUGCCAGUUGAUUGCCACUGGCGCUUUGGUCAUUAGCAAUGAUGCCUAUGGCUGUGCCCGAUCCACGCGGCACUACACCAACCAAGCGGCACGCUCCAUUAUCAUGAGUGUCAUUCAACUAGUACAAGCGCUGAAUGAUCCUUCGGACCAUAAGAUUUUGGAAAAAGACAACAACCUGGCAGCACAGAAAUGUGGAGCUGUCUGGCAAACCUGUGACAAUAUGACCCAAAAGGAAUUCCCACGAGGAAAUCGAAAUGCCACGCGACGCGAGUUAUUGACAUGGAUGACGGAAUGCAAAGAGACGAUGCACGAAUUUCAAGAAAUGAUUGAUCGAGGUCAGGCGACGGGAAACAAUAAUGAUGACAAUGAUCCACAACAAGACGACGAAGAAAACAUGCCAACGUUUGAAGAAUUCCUUUGCCAAAUGGCUGGUGGAGACGGUGAUGAUGAACACUACACGGCCAAAGAACUGGAAUUGGCAAAACCAGCUGUGGCGCUGAUCAAGUGUUCUCGAGGUUCCAUGAAUGUUGUGCUCAAGGCCUGUGAAUCAGCUUCGAAACACCUUGGAGGGCUGGACUCGCCACCAGAGACAACCAAUUCUGUCUUUUGUUUUCUGCAAAAGGCCCACGAUUUGGCACGGGUAGUGGCAGAAGGCAUGACAGAUCUUGGCGCCUUGUUGUAUCCCACUAUAAGCGAGCAGGAUGUGGCCAGACAAGGAGCCAAGCAAACACAAUCCAUCACAACACUUCUGGACUAUGUGUUGGAUUCUGCCACCCAAAUGGAAUUGAAUGAAGAGACCGUGGAAAUGGCUUUCAAAAUCCGGUCGAAUGUGGACAAACGACACAAGGAGCUCCAGGCGGCAAUCGAGCUACCGGUACGGUAG
This is a messenger RNA of Seminavis robusta, 1137 nucleotides long. The record is from the annotation of a GenBank genome assembly. Lineage: Eukaryota; Bacillariophyta; Bacillariophyceae; Naviculales; Naviculaceae.